UCGUCUGACCGUACCUGCCUCCAUGACCACAGGAUCCUGGGCUGGGACAAGCUGAUCAUGUACGCCGCCAACGAGUGGCUCAACGACAUCCGCAGCAAUCAAAUCCACAGUAUCCUCCGCGGUGUCGGCAGCUUCUCCAUCGUGUGUCAGAUCAUCCAAGGUAUGAUGGAUCUGAUCCGAUUGCCCAUCCAGCAGUACCAGAAGGACAGACGGAUCAUCCGAGGGUUGCAACGAGGAGCUAACUCAUUCACCCUCAACACAGUCAUGGCUAUUCUAGAACUGACAAACAAAGUUGUGGGCUCUAUACAGGUAGGGAGAAACCUGUGUUGCUUAAUCAAUGAAUCCAAGGUUUCAAAUUAUUGUGAUUUGAAUUAUCCUGACAAGAACCAACUUGUGUCCUCACUCAUAUGAACUUAUGUAGUUUCUAACACUGUUAAACUCAUACCAAACUAGAUCACAGUGGAAAAGUUUAUAUUAGACCACUGUCACAUAUUUCCUCCCCAAAAGAAGUUGGUAUGUCUACUAAUUUAGACUGGGUAUGAGUAAGGAAAAAUCUAGUGAAUUUAUUUUCUUAACCCAAUGUGCGACAAGCCCAAAUUUAUUUCAAGCCGGAGUGUUGCAUGUGUGCAGUGUACACUUUAUAGGUUGAUUAUUCAUUACUGAUUACUCCUUGUUUUAUCGUUGCCCUUAUUACAGCGUUUAGUCAGAGAGAUGGAACAGAUUUUAGUGCAGGGUUUUCUUUGAAUUGAAAUG
Aplysia californica (California sea hare) is the source of this 753-nucleotide messenger RNA. RefSeq names its product autophagy-related protein 2 homolog B-like. Gene Ontology annotation, molecular function: phosphatidylinositol-3-phosphate binding. Gene Ontology annotation, cellular component: extrinsic component of membrane; phagophore assembly site. The coding region runs from base 58 to 411 and encodes 117 amino acids. The transcript is spliced from 2 exons. Lineage: Eukaryota; Metazoa; Mollusca; Gastropoda; Aplysiida; Aplysiidae. Gene Ontology annotation, biological process: autophagosome assembly; piecemeal microautophagy of the nucleus; reticulophagy. The record is from RefSeq and is a predicted model, not a curated record.